Misgurnus anguillicaudatus (oriental weatherfish) is the source of this 2127-nucleotide messenger RNA. It is a transcript of the gene samd1a, whose product is annotated as sterile alpha motif domain containing 1a. Gene Ontology annotation, biological process: negative regulation of DNA-templated transcription. Gene Ontology annotation, molecular function: DNA binding; chromatin binding; histone binding. Gene Ontology annotation, cellular component: nucleus. Lineage: Eukaryota; Metazoa; Chordata; Actinopteri; Cypriniformes; Cobitidae. The record is from RefSeq and is a predicted model, not a curated record.
CACAAUGUGAUCAACGCACGCGUACAGUGUUUCCGUUUUUUCUCCAGCGCGCUCGCGCCGCGGCUCGAAAACCCGCGAGCGUCACGUCGAGGGCAAAACAUUGACGCACUUCAUUCGCUCUGUCGCGCUUGAAGCCCAUUAGGAAUAAUGUCCGAACCGUACCGCGACUGGAUCCUGGGCUCCAUAGACUCACUGAGGUCGAGAAAAGCGCGACCCGACCUGGAAAGAAUUUGCAGAAUGGUUAAAAGACGACACGGGUCAGACUGGGAACGAACCCGCUCAGAACUGGAGAAACUGAUAGAGGAGCAAACGGUGCUGAAAGUGAACUAUAAAGGCUCGGUUUCCUAUCGCAACGCGGCAAAGGUGUUGCGAGGUCGGAGGAAAACCGAGCAGAGCAAGUGUGCGGUAAAGCAGCCGUCUCCAGCGGACUGGAGCACCGGCGACAGCGCGCUGGGUCCCGCGGAUGAGGAUCAGAUGGAGGACAUGGAAGAUGAGAUGUCCACAACAGCGGGAAUGGAUAGCAGUAUGGAUGAGGAGGGUGAUGAGAGCAGUCUGGACGCCAUGUGUGCUCAGAGCACCACCGAUUCGGGCAUCAGCUUGAGUCCCAUAACCAGCAGUAACAUCAGUCUUCCUGUGCCCUCCCCCACUUCUUCAAAGAGCUCUCCGACCCAUGAUGCUUUGCGGCAGGAUGGCGACAGUGCUUAUAUGAUUCCUGAUCACACACAGCCAGCAGCCCAGCAGGGCACAGGAUCUCUGGAGUUGGGGCAGCAGCCUUUGGCCAUCUGUCCGUCAGCUCAGCAGAGCGCUUCUCAGGAAGAGGAGGGGCCGAGGACGCGGGAGAGCGCGCUUACCCCUGAUCCGCCGCUGUCGGACUGCAGAGCCAUGCGGGAUGCGGUGAUGUCUGACGGAGCGCCUGAUGUCGUCUCUGUUGCUGAUGCUGAGGAUGGUGAAACGUGCAAUAAUGAACUCAAGGGAGUGACAGAGGCAGACACCGUAUACAAUGGAGAAAGGAACGAUGAAACUAAUGUGGUAAAGGAGGAAAUUGGGCAGGACCCUUUGGAUUGGACCGUGGCUGAUGUAGUCAGUUACAUCACUUCUGUGGGCUUCCCUGAGCAGGCAGCGGCUUUCAAAACACAGGAAAUAGACGGGAAGUCUUUGUUGCUGAUGCAGCGGAGUGAUGUGUUGACCGGUCUGUCAAUCAGACUUGGCCCCGCCCUCAAAAUCUAUGAGAAUCACGUGAAGGUACUGCAGAGAAGCCACUUUCAGGACGACAACCGCCUCUUCUCCUAGAGCUUGUUUUCAUUGAACUGACUGAAAUCUUGAAAUAACGGGAGAAUGGCGCUUUAUAAGACUAGAUUUGCACAAGGCUUUUAUCAUCUCUUCCUCGUGAGGACAUACGGCAUGAUUCGGUCCUGCAGUCCGUUCUUCUCUUCUGUUUCGUCCUGUUUAUUCCUCACAGGGCUGAUGGGACCACUCGUCUUGGUGAAGCGUUCACCAGUAUUUCCUUGUAAUAUAAUUUACAGUGUGUCGCAAUACUAUAUGAACACUUUAAUGUCCUGUUAAAUGUGGUACGUUCAUCAAUGUUAUACAGCAGUCUUAAAAAGUACAUGUAAAGCUGUUAGGUAAUAAAUUCCAGUUUCAAUUUGAAACUGUGGCAUUGAAUCUUUUCUGUUAUGCAUUGUGACUGCCAAACAGCAUCAGGGAGUGAGUUACUGAUGUGUUGAUCUCAGCACUUCACAGCAAUAUCAUUUACAGAAAGAGAAGUCUUCAUUAGAUAGAGAUGACAAAUUUAGGUGGCUGAAUCGCACAAAAACCCGCCAAUAUUCGUUACAAAAUAUAAAGAUUGUACUUUUCUUAUAUUUUAAGUCUGACAUUAUUGAAAGGUUAUGUGAGAUUCACGCAGGUAGUGUAGUGAUUUCAUCAAGUCACCCAAAAAUUGGCACGUCAUAUAAAAGUGUUGACAUUCCAGAUACGUCUCGCUGUAGACUAAAGCUUUCCUACAGAAAUAGUUAUGAUUUCUACAUUGUGGUACUUGUUUGACAAAUUGUCACUUUGUUUUCAUAAAUUUGCACCAUUUUCUCUGUAUCCAGAUGUGUAUGAACAAUAAAGUCAUUUUUUUAUUUAUAA